This is a messenger RNA of Cydia pomonella (codling moth), 12184 nucleotides long. RefSeq names its product eye-specific diacylglycerol kinase (gene rdgA). Bases 602 to 4588 code for a protein of 1328 amino acids. The transcript is spliced from 22 exons. Gene Ontology annotation, molecular function: ATP-dependent diacylglycerol kinase activity; protein binding. Gene Ontology annotation, biological process: diacylglycerol metabolic process; lipid phosphorylation; intracellular signal transduction. Lineage: Eukaryota; Metazoa; Arthropoda; Insecta; Lepidoptera; Tortricidae. The record is from RefSeq and is a predicted model, not a curated record.
GUCAGAAGUUUGAUUAAAUUGUAAUAAUUACUACCGACUGAAUACAGUAAGACCCAUGUGCAUAUUAUGACGUUACGUAUUAUCAUAGCUAAAAUUGUCUGUAAAUCUGAGAUGAGUCUGAUGCAGUAAAUGUAAGUAUUAGGUAGCUAGGUACUUUAUUUUUAAUUAAUUGCUAGUUUAAAUUCAUGUAAAUUUUGAGUAGUUUGUGAUUUGUUUUUUACUUUAAUCAUGCAAAAUAUUAAUUCCUGUAUGUCUUAUUGAAUAGUGGUAGUUAUCCAUAUGGAUGGAAUAUUUUUGGUCAUAUAUGCGACCAAAAAUAUUUUAAUUAAAAAUAAAAUAGAAAAAAUGGACAUGAUCAAAACCUCUGGUCAGUACAAAUAAUAGCAGCAACGAUUUUAUUAAAAAAGCAACGUGAUUAUAUAAAGCCACAGUAGUUAACCAAAACAAUCCAUAUUUUAGAAAUAAAAAGUAUAAUACGAGUAUAGUAAACAGUGUGAGUUGUUGUAGUGGUGAGCGCGUGCGGCGGGGGGGCGGCGGACGAGCGCGUAGCAGGCGUGCGAUGUGAGCCCCGUGCGACCCGUGCAUCCGACGCGCCAGCAUCAUGCAGCGUCUGCGAUCCACCUUCAAGCGCUCCAAGACGCCGACGCCGGCCGACAUGAAGACGCAGAGCAGCCUCGAGGUACCUAAGCAGGUGCGGUCGGCGUCUUUCGAUGAGAUCCAGUUGGAGGCGGCGCGCGUCGCCGGCGACGUCGCGAUGCUCGCCGUGCCGCAGACCGGCGCGCGCAGCCACUCCUUCGACUCCAAUGAUUCCCGGACCUUAAUAAAGUUAUGGCGACAAUGGUUCGGGAAAAGCACCGAGCCACUAUGCGUGCAUUGCCGGCACAUGGAGGCGUGGCUGGCGCGCCGCAGGAAGGAGCGCUACACGCCCGACCGCCUGGCCGUCUCCUCUGCGGAGGAGGACGACGACGACGACGACGACGACGACAGCGAGAUCGAGUCACCGCGUGCGCUGCUGGCGCCGCCGCCCCCUCCCCGCACCCUCGCACCACCACCGCCUCCUCGCACCCUCCUGACGCCGCCAACACAAUCGCCACCACUGACGCCAGGCGCUCCGUCGUUCAAACUCCAGCCUCCCAACGAUGAGCCGCCGAUACUUCUGCAACGGCGCCGCUCCAUAUCGAGGCAAGAAGCGUUCUUCGUCGAGCCGACCGGUAGCUCGCUUGAAAACGUCCGCGCGUCAGAAGAAGAAGUCGCUCAAGACUUCUGCGUACACGACUUCUACUUUGUCGUACCGCAGUUGAACCGGGACCGCGCCGUGUCCGUGGAUUACUGUUUUUCUAAAGUUUCUCGCGGUGCUAGAGCGGAAGAGUUUAAUAAUGCGGGGAAUUCGCUAACUGUGCCGGUGAACGAGCUGCGUUCAGGCUCGGUGGACAUCGCCCAGCAGUCGCAGUACAACGAGUUGCCGUCGACGUCCGCUCAGGUGCCGCCGGCGCCGGUCGACCCGGUCCUGGACUUCGGCCUCCCCGAAGACGAUAGCCGCACGGCAGAAGAAGGGAGCGGAGAGCGGGUGCUGCGCUCAACUCCCGACUGGGGCGAGGCCGCCGUGAGCGGCGAGCACCUGUGGACGGCCUACACUGUCUCGGGGGAAAACUGCUACAUCGGUGAACUGGAAUGCAAGAAAAUCGGUACCCGCAUGAGGUGCUCAGCGUGCAGGAUCAUCACGCACGAAGGGUGCCUCGACGCGCUGCUCAACCGCCUCCAGUUCGCGUGCAAGCCGACCUUCCGCGACGUGGGCGUGCGCCAGUACCGCGAGCAGACCACCAUCCACCACCACUGGGUGCACCGCCGCAGUGAAAAGGGCAAGUGCAAGGCUUGCGGUAAGUCCUUGCGGCGCCGUUGCUGCUGGGGGUGCACGCAAUCGCAGAACUCUGUAGACACGGCUAAUGAGAUAAAUCAUGACAUGGAGAUUGUCCUGCACUCAAAGCUGUCGUUCAGCUCAAAACAAAUCGUGUCUCUGAGUUGCUCGUGGUGCAAGGACGCCUACCACAACAAAGAAAAUUGCUUUAAUAUGCAGAGAAUAGGAGAACAGUGUGCGCUCGGUUUACACUGCAACAUUAUCGUCCCACCGUCGUGGAUUGUCAAACUACCAAGAAAAGGAAGCUUUAAAUCAUCGCUAAGAAAAUCGCCGAAGAAGAAAAGCGCUUCUAAAAAGAAUGGAAAGGGUUCUAAAAACGAACAAAAAACAUUUGUAAUUAAACCGAUACCUACCGAAAACGUGACACCGGUGUUGGUGUUCAUCAACCCGAAGAGUGGCGGCAAUCAGGGCGCCAAGCUGCUCCAGAAGUUCCAGUGGCAGCUGAACCCUCGGCAGGUGUUCGACCUCACGCAGGGAGGGCCGGGCCCAGGGUUAGAGAUGUUCCGCAAGGUGCCGAACCUGCGCGUGCUGGCGUGCGGCGGCGACGGCACCGUGGGCUGGGUGCUGAGCGUGCUCGACCGCGUCGGCAUACAGCCCGCCGUGGGGGUGCUCCCCCUGGGCACCGGAAACGACCUCGCCAGAGCGCUCGGCUGGGGCGGGGGUUAUGAAGACGAGCCAAUCUGGAAGAUCUUGAAAAAUAUCGGUGAGAGCGACACGGUGCUUCUGGACCGCUGGGAGUUGAAGGUGGAGCCGAACCCCGCAGGCGCCGCCGGCUGCUCCAGCGAAGACUUGCGCGAAGCCAAGCCCGAUCUGCCACUUAACGUCUUCAAUAACUACUUUUCGUUCGGGAUCGACGCCAAUAUCGCCCUCGACUUUCAUAAAGCGAGAGAGGAGCGGCCGGACAAGUUCAACUCGCGAAUAAAGAACAAGAUUUUCUACGGCGCGGCGGGCGGCAAGGACCUCUUGUUGACCAAGUGGAAGAGGCUGACGGACUACAUUGAGAUGGAGUGCGACGGCAGGGACAUCACGCACCAGCUUCGCGAGCUCAAAGUGCAUGCCAUUGUUUUUCUGAACAUUCCAAGCUACGGAGGCGGCACGCACCCAUGGUCCAGGUCGGGGGGACCCCACCAGGCCUCCACCGAGGACGGGUACAUUGAGGUGGUCGGACUGACCACAUUUCAAUUGCCUAUGCUGCAAGCGGGCGCACACGGCACCUGCAUCACGCAGUGCAGGACGGCGAGGAUCGUGACGACGCGAGCAAUCCCGAUGCAAGUGGACGGCGAGGCGGUGUCCCUCGCGCCCUCCAUCAUCACGCUGUCUCGGUUCAACCAGGCCAUCAUGCUCGCCAAGAAGAAACGCGGACGCGUCAAUGCUCUUCAAACGAAGACAGAGAAACUUUCUCUCCCCGUGAAUCUCCUUAAGAUGGCUGAUUAUGAACGUUAUCAUUAUGAGAAGGAAAUACUCGCAGAGACAGCGGAAACGCUGGGCGUUUUAGAAGUAGACCCUGCCGCGGAUUUGGAGCUGAUGCGCGGACUCAUUCAGGCUCUGAUCAAUGAAUCCGAAGCGCACCCAGACCUGGACGACUGGUGGUUUGUCGACACUGUAACAGCGGAGCGGUUCUUCCGAAUCGACAAAGCCCAAGAGCACCUACAUUACGCGACGGACAUCGGGAACGAGAGCAUCUUCAUCCUGGAACCGGCGCCGGUGCAGUCCGAGGAGGAGUCCACGGCGCCCCUGGAGGCCAGCGCGUCGCUGGGCCGCUCCGGGCCCUCCACGUCGCUGGAGACCACCACCGGCCUCUCCGUCUCGUUCGACAUCUCGCAGAGCGUUGACACAGCGAGCGCUGGCGUGUCGCUAGACAAUCCUGAAUCUUAUGCUAGCGAAUCUGGCCUGGGUACUGCGGACCACACGGAAGAAUUUCUGACUCCUCAAACGCCCCCGCCGUCAUUUCCCGGGCCUUCAACCUCUCGAUGCAAAGCCCCGCAACCUCCUCAACCGCGAGCCCCCACACCGACGGUUCAACCACCCCCUACCCCUAAGCGCUCAGCAGCGCAAGCGUCAGCCUCGGCACACAAGUCUUCCUCCCCACCACUGUGCACUAGCCCUCUCCCCAAGGACAACCCACCGUCCCAAGACGCCAUCGCCCGAUUCAAAACCAUUCAUGAAAAACUGUUUGGACUUGAUCAGGAAGUGUUUGGCUAUAGAAACUUAUUGGAGAAAACUUCAGAAGCUCUCCUGAAGGCCGCAAAACUUGGAGAUUUAAAAAUGUUAAAGGAGCUGCACGCAGCGGGCUACUCGCUGCUGUCGAUCGACGCCAGCGGGCAGACCGCGCUGCACGUCGCCGCGCGCUACGGGAACAAGGAGAUCGUCAAGUACCUCAUCGCGAGCGCGCCCACCGCCAUCCUCAAUAUGCCCGACAACGAGCGCGGCCAGACUGCGCUCCACAAGGCGGCGGCGAACAAGCGUCGCGCCGUGUGCUGCAUGCUGGUGGCGGGCGGCGCCAGCUUGACGCACGCCGACCGCGCCGGCCUCACGCCGCGCCUCCUGGCGCUGCGCGCCGAGGACCGCGACCUCGCCGCCUACUUGGAGAGUGAGUGCAGCCUCCGACACCCCAAAAUGAGCGGUCAGGAGCAUUUUCAAUUAGUGUCGGAAGAGCUGGAAACACCAGUUUGAAAGAACGAAGUUCGCGGCGCGCUCGCCCGCGAGUCCCGUGACGUGGCGGCGACGGAACGCUACGCGCUGUUUAAAUAAUAGCGCUGUUUUCUGAGACAUUCUUACAUAAUACUAUUAAAUUAUAUUAUUUACACCAAAGUGAUAUUUAGAUCUUUUUUGGAAACUAAGACAAUUAAAUGUUUCAUUAGAAUCUUGUCAUAGAACGAGUUGUUAAGUACCUACUUUAUAGAGCGAUGUGAUUGUGAGUUAGCUUAAAGCUAUCACUCAAAUUGGUUUGAGCAUACGAAUGACUAUGUUAAAAUAUUAGAUUAAGGAUCUUUUUCUAUGUAAAAUUGUGCAUUACAUGAGAACGCAUUAAUAACCAUUUUGUCGUUAACGACCUACCAUAAUACUAUUUUAUUACAUUACGUGUUACACUUAAAACACUUCAUGGUACAUUUUAAUCACAAUAAUUGCCAAGUAACUUAGGUGACUAAUCGGUCAAUGCAAAGUUGUGUUACAUACCUAUACUUAAAUAAGAUUAUUCUGAAAGUCAUUACGGAACACAACGGUGGCAGAACUACCUAUUUACCCAAUUAAUCUUUCCGACGACGUCUGCAGUUAGAGCGGCUAAUAUAAUUUGUAGAGGUACGCCGUUAUGCCACUAAUGUAUCCGAUCUAGUCGACUUGCAUGUUAGUUGUAAUAAGCAUAUAAAGAGGGUAAUUUUAAUUUGAUAUCACAUUCUUGAGUUCUUCAAAUUUACUCAUGAAAGUAAAACCAUUAUUCGAUAGAUUUGAGCUGACACCAAAGUCAGGUACUUAGUACCCAAUAUUUAUUAAUGAGUUUAUGUACAUUACAUAUUGCAGAGUUGUUAUCAGAAAUAUCAUAAUAUUUAAUUCAUCUGUCUUCAAUAAAAAUAAGUAUUGAUGUUGAAUGUUAUACUUAAUAAAAUAGUGGUUUCAAUACUUAAAUCUAUCCGAACUUAUCUAAAUGUAUCGAAGUAUUAUUAAUCUUAAGAAAUAUGUGAAUCUUCGGUUUUUACGAAGUAUAAACGAAUUGAAAUCAAGAAGUAUAUUAUUAAAAAUAUGUCUACAAAUACACAAUUAAUCUUUCCGACGAUGUCUGCAGUUAAAGCGGCAAGUACUCCGUUAUGCCACUAAUGUAUCCGAUAUCCGAUAAGUUGACUUGCAUGUUAGUUGUAAUGUUUGUUACUUUUAGUAAGCGUUUAUAGAAGGUAAUUCUAAUUUGACAUCACAGAUUGAGUUCUUCAAAUUUACUCAUUAAAGUAAAACCAUUAUGCGAUAGAUUUGAGCUGACACUAAAGUCAGGUACUUAGUACCCAAUAUUUAUUGAUAAGUUUAUGUGCAUUACAUAUUGCAGAGUUGUUAUCAGAAACUUCAUAAUAUUUAAUUCAUCUGACUUUAUUAAAAAUAAGUAUUGAUGUUGAAUGUUAUACCUAAUAAAAUAGUGGUCUCAAUAUUCAAAUCUUUACGAGCUUACCUAAAUGUAUCGAUGUACUCUUAAGACAUCUUAAUAUGAAAAUGUCUUAAGAAUGUGUAUGAUAAGAAAUAUGUGAAUCUUCGGUAUUUACGAAGUAUAAACGAAUUGAAAUCAAGAAGUAUUUUAUGUAAAAAUAUGUCUACAAAUACUCAAUUAAUCUUUCCGACGACGUCUACCGUUAAAGCGGCAAGUAUAAUUUAUAUAGGUACAGUCAGCAUCAAAAGUAGCGGAUCAAAUAACGCUUCAUAAGUAUCUACCAUUCUGUAACAGCUUAACAAAAAGUGAUGUCUUUAAUAUAGAACAACAAAGACUGUAAAAGAUAUACUUUGGAACGCGAAUUCUAGAAAUUUAUCUAUAUUUGGAAAAGUUAUCCCGAAUAUCAGAUACUUUUGGCGCGUUGUUUCAUCCGCUACUUUUGAUGCUGACUGUACUCCGUUAUGCCACUAAUGUAUCCGAUAUCUAAUAAGUUGCUUGCAUGUUAGUUGUAAUGUUUGUUACUUUUAGUAAGCAUGUAUAGAGGGUAAUUCUAAUUUGACAUCACAAUCUGAGUUUUUCAAAUUUACUCAUUAAAGUAAAACCAUUAUCCGAUAGAUUUGAGCUGACACUAAAGUCAGGUACUUAGUACCCAAUAUUUAUCGAUGAGUUUAUGUGCAUUACAUAUUGCAGAGUUAUUAUCAGAAAUUUCAUAAUAUUUCAUUCAUCUGACUUCAUUAAAAAUAAGUAUUGAUGUUGAAUGUUAUACCUAAUAAAAUAGUGGUCUCAAUUGUUAAAUCUUUCCGAGCUUAUCUAAAUGUAUCGAUGUACUCUUAAGAAAUAUGUGAAUCUUCGGUAUUUACGAAGUAUAAACGAAUUUAAAUCAAGAAGUAUUUUAUGUAAAAAUAUGUCUACAAAUACUUAAUUAAUCUUUCCGACGACGUCUACCGUUAAAGCGGCAAGUAUAAUUUAUAUAGGUACUCCGUUAUGCCACUAAUGUAUCCGAUAUCUAAUAAGUUGACUUGCAUGUUAGUUGUAAUGUUUGUUACUUUUAGUAAGCGUAUAUAGAGGGUAAUUCUAAUUUGAUAUCACAGUCUGAGUUCUUCAAAUUUACUCAUUAAAGUAAAACCAUUAUCCGAUAGAUUUGAGCUGACACCAAAGUCAGGUACUUAAUACCCAAUACUUAAGGCCUGUACCGAAAAAAAACUGUAAAUUUCAAGCCGCUGUAAUUUUGUUUCUAAGCAAGAUGACUACGACUAAAAAGUCUUAUUAUUAUAUUAUAUAAUCCAAUAUAAAUAAUUGUCUAACACUAGCAAAUAGAAAAGAUCACUGAAAAUUUUAAUUUUCCACAUAGCAAGAAAAUUUACAACAUCCUACAUGCCUGAUUUCGAAACACUUAAAAUUAUCUCGAAGUUUCGAGCAUUUUAUAAUAAAUAACUAAUUUAGUAUGUUUUCUCUUGAACAAAGGCUUCGAAGCGGUAGAUCUCUAGGAAAAAAUGACCCUGGGCCCAUCGCAAAGAUUGCUAAUAGAAUUUGCGAAAACGAAGCAUACAUAUCAUAAUUAUCGUAAAUACUGGGGUAGAUAUGCGGCUAAAGUGCAACGAAACUAUGAUGAAAGUCAGUUCAGUUCUUCGUACGUACAAACUUCGACUUCGUACGAACGUUAGGAUAGCUAAAGUUACAGAAAACGUGUGUAACUUAAUUCUAGGCCAAGUCGAAAAUCAUACAAUUUCCUUCGUACGAAAAUCGCAUUUGGCAGUUGACAUAGAAUACAGUAAGAGCUCCAAACGUGCUGCAGUGCCGUUCUCUCAACUAUUAUUGGGCUCAAAUCAAAAGUGUAUUAAAAAGAAGAAUGAAACAGCAAAAAAAACAUUAACAAUUCCAGCAGGUGAUGGGCUGAUGCAGGUAAAUAUGAAAAACGGGUCCGUAAAAAGCUGCCACUGAUGCGCUAGGAAGAAGCUGCCUAUCACUCCUACAGAACAAAUAAUAAAUAAAAAAAUGGACAAUUAUCUAAAUUAAAAGUAGCUUUUUAUUGUAGUUAUUCUAAAAACAAUACAAUACAAUACAAAUCCUCUUUAUUGCACAACCUCUGAAAAAAUGUACAUGGAAACACAUAAAAUACAUGAAGAUAGAUAAAUACAUGGAGAUAAAAACCUUAGUUUAUUCUCAAUCGCAUUUUUUUUUUCUAUUAAUAAUUUACAGUUUUUUUUCGAUACUCCCCUUAUUGAUGAGUUUAUGUGCAUUACAUAUUGCAGAGUUGUUAACAGAAACAUCAUAAUAUUUCAUUCGUCUGUCUUAAAUAAAAAUAAGUAUUGAUGUUGAAUGUUAUAUUUAAUAAUAUAGUGGUCUCAAUACUUAAAUCUAUCCGAGCUUAUCUAAAUGUAUCGAUGUAUAUUACUCUUAAGAAAUGUGUGAAUCUUGGGCAUUUACGAAGUAUAUACAAAUUGAAAUCAAAGUAGUACGUAAAAAUAUUUCUACAGAUACUCUCAAGUAGGAACCACGACCUACAUUUACCGAAGUACAUUUAGACAUACAUGUUAACAUAGCGUCACAUGCUACUUUGUUAAACAACCUAAAACGCUAGAGGUACAGUCAGCAUUAAAAGUAGCGGAUGAAACAACGAUAUCUGUAUAAUAUCCAAACAUGUAUAAUAGCCAAAAGUAUCUGAUAUUCUGGAUAACUUUUCCAAAUAUAGAUAAUUCUCUAAAACUCACCUUCAAAACUAUAUCUUUUACAGUCUAAAUUAUUCUACAUAUAGAACCAUCAACUUUUGUUAACCUGUUACAGAAUGGUAGAUACUUUUGAAACCUUGUUUCAUCUGCUACUUUUGAUGCUGACUGUACCUACGCUUCCUUCAAAAACCUAUUACGUAGUGAAAGUCUAUUGCAUAGGUGGCAAUAAUAAUUAGUAAAACCUACCACACUUAUUUAUGAUCUCAUCGUUGUGCGUUUAAAAUAUUAUACGGGUUUAUUUACGUAUCAUUUAUCACUAACCCGAAUUUCAUACCUCGUGUCGUGUCAUGCCUAUCAUACUGCAUAAUUAUUAUUUUAUACCUUUGCCUCUAUCUACGCUACGCCCCCUCGCCUGGUCGUUUGAUGUAAAGUCACACCGAGAGUACAUGAUGGUCAUCCGCGAUCUGAUUUUGUAACUAUAAAAUAUAUUUCUUAUUAGCGAUGAAUCGUUAAUUAAUUAAGGUUUUUAAAUUUUAUUUUAUUUGACACAGAGCGUUUGUUAGUUAUAAGAUAUAUAGAUGCGUGACCGCGCGCAGUACUUCAUGCGAUGUUACUCACGAGUUCAGUACUUAUACCUACUGUUUAUUUUCAAUACCUCGAGGUAUAGACAUACUUAAUAAUUUAGUAACUAACGAAUUUACUCGUACUACUCGCGGAUAAGCGAACAAUGAAAGACAAAGCUGUGAGAAUUUUGGUCAUAAUAUAAGAAGUAAGUUCUUUUUUAACUUAAGCAAAAACAAUGUAGCUUUUAAAAAUAGAAGAAAUGAAUUUUAAGAAAUGUUUUGAUUGUAAAAUGAAAAAAAAUCAGAAAUUAUGAUCAGCUACUUAGCUGUGAGUUGAACUUAAAAACAAUCUGUCACAGGACAGUGCUGAUUUCGUCCAAUUAGCUCAAUAUAAUUUUGUUAUCUUGCUUAGUUAAGUUGUAACCAUUUCUAUAAUCCUUUUAUAAACGUACCAAGAGUACAAUUCGGUUGUUAUAUUCCGAAUGGUAUAGUUAUGACAAAUAUUACAUGCUGAAGGAUGAAAAGGUUCUUCAAGCUGACAAUGUCAGCCACUGGCGUGGCGCUCAGGAGAAAAUGGCGUCGGCACUAACAUACUCAAUACUGUUUUCAUACAAAACUGACGUCUUUUUUAGUAACCCAGUAGCCGGAAAAUGUAAGCUGUAUGAUAGCACCAGAUGGCGUGCCUGCAUCAAACUUAUAUGUGAUAAUUUUCUAUUAGAUAAUAUUAUAAUCUUUGUACCUAUACUUUACUGGUGGCCUUCAUAUAGUAUAUUAUAAUAUAUUAUGAUAAUUCUUCUAAAUUAAAUAUAUUAUAUUAUAUCAUCAAUUUCCGAAUUUCUUAAAAGAUUUUAAUAUAUCACUAGUUAUAUAAGAAACGUAUAACAUAUAAUAGAUAAAAAAAAUGAUAUAUUUAUAUUGAAACUUUAACGACCGGUCUGGCCUCGUGGGUCCGGCCUACGAAGCCGAUGGUCCCGGGUUCAAAUCCUGGUAAGGGCAUUUAUUCGUGUGAUGAGCAUGGAUAUUUGUUCCUGAGUCAUUUUUUCUAUGUAUUUAAGUAUUUAUAAAUAUUUAUAUAUUAUAUAUAUCGUUGUCAACACAAGCCUCAUUAAGCACAUCCCACAGUAAGUGGGACUUAGUCAAUUUGUGUAAUAAUGUCCUAUAAUAUUUAUUUAUUUAUAUAUAUAUAUUUUUUUCAGCCAAGUUUAAAAUCUAUCAAUACUUAAUAGUCUUAUUAUUUAAUUGACUUGUUUUCUGUCUCAUGCCUCAUACGUAUUGAACUUUUAGUAAUAACUACUUUCGAUCCUUUUCUAGGAUAUCAGCCGGCAGUUAAAGUACAAACCUAAACCAGUCAUUCAUUAUUUAAAGUACAUACAUACAUUUCCUCACGCCUGAAGUUGUAUUUUUUAUUUUGUUUUACAAUUAUUCAUAUUAAGCAGUGUAUGACAAAAGAUCUCCUAGUUAUGUGUCCCACAAUAGAGAAAAUUGCUAUCAAAAAGAGAUUUGGGAGAGUGGAGGGAAUAUAAAUGGUUUUAUGUAAUGAGUGUGGCGUUGAUGAAGUAUUAAUAGUAAUUUAUUUAUUUAUAGUGGCCAAAAUUUCGUUUGUAAUUUAGAGCAUUACAUUGGUGUAUCAAUGUCAUAUACGUUAAAAAAAAAGAUAUGUUAAUGUGAUUGUUAUUGGUAUGUUAAUUAAUUUAUGGUUGUAAAAAAAAAUUGUGAAUGAAAUGCUCUGGUUGCCUUUGGUUGACUGCGGAUGUAAGUAUCCUUUAGAAAAUGUGUAACUGUAUUGUAGGUAUCUGUUUUCAUGUUAAAUGUACUAUCGAAUACAUUAUUACAGAAAGUAUUAUAAAAGACACUUCAUAAAUUCACUUAGUAAUUUAACGUCUUAUUUUGAUAUUUCCUGGAUAUUUAAUUUAAAAACAUAGUCGUUGGAACAUAGUCGAAGUUGCUACGAGUUGAGUCAACCAUAAGUUGUUAUGUAAUCUAUAUACUACACUUAUGAAACGGUUCUUGAGUCAUUUAAUUAAGUUAGUUAAGUUAUUUAGAACCGGUGGUAGUUUUUGACAUUCAAAAGUGCAUUGGUAUACCUAAAUUGAAAAAUAAAGAUUUCACUUUCAGUUUCGAAAUGUUAACGCUUUUAUAAUGAACAUAAUACAGCACUUUCUAAAGUUUCACUAGAUUGACUGGCUCAAUUCUUACCAACUUAAUAUAUUAGUACUAAUAUGACAUAUUUUUGAAACAUUGUAAUUCUUAAUUGAAAAUGUGAAAAAACUCAUACUAAAUUUUACAUAGGUAAUUUACUACAUACAUAAUAUAUACAAAUCAAAAAGUACCUACCUAAACGUAAAGUACUUUUCACCACACCAACUGGUAAAGGCCCUCUUGAUUUCAAAAUCGAAUGAGAAAGUUGCAUUUUAUCCACAUGUGGGGCAAAGUAAUCAGAUGUAAAUUUUGAGUUGUUUCCUUAUGUUAGCUAGUAGAAUUGACUUUUAAAUGAUGAUUUUGAAUGAUUAUUUUUUUAUUACGUUCAUUUGGAUUUGAAUUUUAUUGGUAUUUCAUACUUAGUAGUUUCCUCGUGUUUGUGUGGUGAAAAAUUUUGUGUUUUACUUGGAGGCAAAAUUUGUUUAACCCUCGUGCAUUGAAACCCCCGCAACACUCAAGAUUCCACUUCUCGAACCACUCGCUACGCUCGUGGUUCAAUUUUGGAAUCUUUCGCUUGCUCGGGUAUCAAUAUAAGCACGAGCGGUUAAACAACAACUUUGCCCCCUUGUAAAACAAAUAACUAUUAAAUCAUAUUUUGAGAGCACUCCUUUCAUUAGGUACAUUAUUUUUGCACUAACUAAAAUCACUAUUUUAAAUAAAAUAUUUUAACAAUGUACACUGAAUGAACAAUAAAGUGAAGCAUCUUAAA